AUGACAGCCGCUGAACAAGGACAUCUAGUCCAUCCGGAAGGCCGGACGUGGAAGACUCACUUUCCCGAAGGUGAUCUCUGGGUAUUCGGUUAUGGGAGUUUAAUUUGGAAGCCGCCGCCACACUUUGACCAACGUAUCCCAGGCUAUAUCAAUGGCUAUGUACGACGGUUCUGGCAGGCUAGUUCCGACCACCGCGGGACCCGCGACCAACCCGGACGCGUAGUGACCGUCAUUGAAAGAAGCUUUUGGGAGACAUUGAAUGACCCAACCGCCGAGUUAGAAUCUGAAUCAGCGUCUACUGGCAAAGUCUGGGGCGCGGCAUAUCACAUCCCAGCCUCACAUGCCGAAGAAGUUCACGACUAUCUGGACGAACGGGAAAUUAACGGUUACACUGCACAUUACACGCCGUUCCACCCGACCAUCAAUUUUGGGGAUACCAAAGCGGGCGAAAACCAAGAAUCAUCGCCGAUAAUUUGCAUGGUCUACAUUGGCCAGCCGUCUAACUCGCAGUUUUUGCGGGAGGCAUCAUCUCGCGAUCCGCAGGAAGUCGCGCAGGUCAUCAGUUCCAGUCAGGGUGCUAGCGGAAAGAACACUGAAUAUUUGUUCAUGCUCGAGAAGGCGCUUGAGGGAAUCGGACUUGGGACUGCGGAUGUUCAUGUUACUGAUUUGGUGAAGAGGGUUAAGGCUAUUGAGGCUGUGGGUCUUGGAGAGGCCGAGGAGAAGGAGGCCGAGCUGCAUGUUACCAAAUCUCUGGAGGAUGCGGCCGAGGAUCCUGCUCACGUGAAUGGUCGAACAACGAUCGAAUGA
Penicillium soppii is the source of this 807-nucleotide messenger RNA. RefSeq names its product gamma-glutamylcyclotransferase. The transcript is spliced from 6 exons. The coding region runs from base 1 to 807 and encodes 268 amino acids. The record is from RefSeq and is a predicted model, not a curated record. Gene Ontology annotation, biological process: glutathione catabolic process. Gene Ontology annotation, cellular component: cytoplasm. Gene Ontology annotation, molecular function: glutathione specific gamma-glutamylcyclotransferase activity; gamma-glutamylcyclotransferase activity. Lineage: Eukaryota; Fungi; Ascomycota; Eurotiomycetes; Eurotiales; Aspergillaceae.